AUGGGUGCUUCACGCAAAUGGGGCUCAUGUUCACGUGAUUGUCUUUGUCGGUCAAAAAUUUAUUUUUUAGAACAUAAAGGAAUUCAUCGUGUAGCAUUCAAUUUCAAACAUUGGUGUGUUUAUUUAUACGUCCAAUGUGAAAUACAUGGACAACAACGAUGGACAGUUGAAAAAGAAUUCAAGAAGGAUCAUGCUGCACAAGAUAAUCAAUGUUUUUGGAAUAAUUGUGUUGUUAUGUGGUGUGGGCAUUAUGAUUCGUUUCUUUGUACAGAAAAAGCUCGAUGCAUAAGUAAUCAACCAUUGAAUGUUGCAUAUAAUGUGGCAAUCACCUGGUCGAGCAAUGGAUAUAAUUGGAUGAAUGAUAAUUGUGCGACAUUUGCCAACGAUUAUGAUCGUCGAUUACCGUUCUAA
Adineta ricciae is the source of this 411-nucleotide messenger RNA. The record is from the annotation of a GenBank genome assembly. NCBI's taxonomy places the organism in Eukaryota, Metazoa, Rotifera, Eurotatoria, Adinetida, Adinetidae.